Scomber scombrus (Atlantic mackerel) is the source of this 2067-nucleotide messenger RNA. RefSeq names its product trafficking protein particle complex subunit 3 (gene trappc3). Lineage: Eukaryota; Metazoa; Chordata; Actinopteri; Scombriformes; Scombridae. The record is from RefSeq and is a predicted model, not a curated record. Bases 209 to 751 code for a protein of 180 amino acids. Gene Ontology annotation, cellular component: cytosol; TRAPP complex; cis-Golgi network membrane. Gene Ontology annotation, biological process: intra-Golgi vesicle-mediated transport; endoplasmic reticulum to Golgi vesicle-mediated transport. The transcript has 5 exons.
UUUCUUAAAUUCACUAAAUUUCCCUCGAUAAUUAUAUUUUAUUUUGAUGUUAGAGAGGAAGUGUGCUUGCUUUAAUCUUACUUGCUUGACCGUAGCGGAAGUGAGCGACUAAACCGGCGAUUACGGAAAUAACUGCUUAGCCACAAUCAAAUAAAUAAAGGAUUAAUAUCGAGUCAUCACCUGGUGUAACCCCGUCUCACUGUCCACAAUGUCCAGGCAAUCCAACCGAACAACAGACAGCAAGAAGAUGAACUCUGAGCUGUUCACGCUGACUUACGGUGCUCUGGUCACCCAGCUCUGCAAAGACUAUGAGAACGACGAGGAAGUCAAUAAACAGUUGGACAAGAUGGGUUAUAACAUCGGUGUGCGUCUGAUAGAAGACUUCCUGGCACGCUCCAGCAUCGGCAGGUGUCAGGAUUUCCGAGAAACAGCCGAUGUCAUUGCUAAGGUUGCGUUUAAGAUGUACCUGGGAGUCACCCCCAGUGUGACCAACUGGAGCCCAGCGGGAGACGAAUUCUCCCUCAUCCUAGAGAAUAACCCGCUGGUUGACUUUGUGGAGCUGCCCGAUAACCACAGCACACUGAUCUACUCCAACCUACUGUGUGGGGUCCUCAGAGGAGCCCUGGAGAUGGUCCAGAUGGCGGUGGAUGUGAGAUUUGCCCAAGACACUCUGAGAGGGGACAACGUGACAGAAAUCCGCAUGAAGUUCAUCAAGAGGAUUGAAGAAAACCUCCCAGCAGGAGACGAGUGAUGGAAACACUUUCAUCAAGUUCUUUGUUUAAUUUCAGGAGGAUUAAGUUAUGCACGGAAAAACACUUCAAACACAGACUGAAAGGAUGAAGGAACUGAACUCGAAACAUUGAUCGUGUUAAGUCUCAAUAGCGCAACAUAUAUUUUCUUUCCUUGCAACCCUGUAUGUUUGAGAGUUGGAAUAUUUGAUAUAAACAGCAGAGUAUUGAUUACUCACUCAAGAGUCAUGGCUGAAAUUGAGACACUUCCUCAAUUCCACCUAUCUUCAUCUUCUGUUAUCUUUUCUAUCUGUUGUGAGGAGUUGAUGUGAUGAAGACUAUUGUGAUUCAUCCAGGUGAAAAGGAACACUAUUGAAACACAACACAAUAACAUGGCCUUGCUACCUUGAAUAAUUUGUGGAUUUAAAAAAAAUCUCAGCACUGAUAUGUGGUCCAGUUUAAGGGGAAAAGUUUCUUCAUUUUGCAGGCUCUUCAAUUUUAUACUUAUUUCCUGGGGGUAUUCUGUGUAAUCUGGCAGAAUUUAAUGGUAAAUUGUGAGGACAUUAUACAGAAAAGGGCACAGUUUGGUACAAAUUAUGAAAGAGACCCAAAAAAAGUGUUAAUUUGCAAAAAGAAAUACACACAUAUCAACAUAUUAGUCUUUCUUAAAACUAAUGAGAACAUUCCCUAAAUUACUCACAUAACUAAAAGAAAUGACUUCAGUAUGAACAGUUACACAGCAGCUACAUGAUUAAAAAUGUCCUAGAAAUUAGCAGGAAAGUCAGUAAAAUAAAUUGUUGAUACUGUGUAAACUAAUUUUAAUGAAAUAAUCUAAUAUGUUUAUAUGUUGUUUGACACGCACAACUACACACUGAAGUAUUUCCUGCUGUUUAACAUUUUUAAAGAGCCUAAUUUAUCCAAUAUUUUUGCAAAGUAACAUCUACAGACUGCAAACUGUGUCUUACCUUUAUAUACCUGCAAAUUACACAGAAAAUUUCCAUGAAAUUAGUAUGUGUUUAAAUGACAGUUGUCACUAUAGAGGGGGAAAUAAUAUCCAUUACUUUUGAUCUGUCACCCACCCACAUGGAAAGUUUUUUUCUUUAAUUCAUAUUAAAGUUUGUCUUGUAUCUUGACAAAAUUAUGCGUUUUCAUUUUGACAUGUACCAACUGUUGGUGCAAGGAUGGAAUACCUAAUGUACAUCAAAAUGUUUUUAUGUUUGUUUUUAUGUUUUCUUUUUGUUUUAGUUUUUUCUUUAAAAAAAAAAAUGAAGUCACAUUCUAUAUUGCUGCCAAUUGUCUGGCAUGUUAAAUUAAUGCAGAUGUCAAAUAAAUGUGACAU